AUAAAAAUAAAUAUGUCAGGAGAAUCCUCAUAUUCAGAAGGUGCAGGUUGGAUUUAAUGGUUUUGUUCAAUGGAAGAUCAUCAAUUUUUAUGUGAAGUUGAUAGUGAAUUUAUUAGAGACAACUUUAAUUUGUAUGGUUUGAAGAGCAAGUUCAAUUUUUAUAAGUAAUUUUUAAAAAGAAUAAUUAGUGAAGCUUUGGAUUUGAUUUUAAGUUCUGAGACUCCUGAUGAUGAGGAUUUAGAAGAUGAACGUUUUCUGGAGGUUUAUUAAGAAGCAACAGAUUUAUAUGGGUUAAUACAUGCUAGAUUUAUAAUUACAGCAAAAGGUAUUAAAAUAACAUAUUAAGCAGGAUUGGCUUUAAUGAAAGAUAAAUUUUUAGCAGGAAAAUUUGGUGCUUGUCCAAGAGUAUUAUGUGAAAGAUCAAAUGUACUUCCUGUUGGGAUGAGUGAAGAAUUAAGAACAUCUAGAGUGAAAGUAUUCUGUCCAAGAUGUGAGGAAGUUUACAUUCCAAAAAAGAAAUGUCCAGAUGUAGAUGGUGCUUAUUUUGGAUGUUCAUUUCCAUCAAUCUUCAUUAUGGUAUGAAGAUUGAUAAUUUAAUAAGAACUUUAUAUAAGAGAUUUAGAUUGCUCCAAAUAAUUAAUAGUAUGUACCAAGAAUUUUUGGAUUUAGAGUUUAUAAGAAGAAAGGAUCUCGUUAUUAAGAUAUGCAAUAAAAACCUGCUGAAAUUACACAUUAUUCUGAAGAAUAAUUAAAGAAAUUGAGAGGUAAAAAUGAAUAACAAAGCAAAGAGGAUUAUGUUCAAAAGUGAAUUAGGU
Molecule: messenger RNA, 815 nt
Organism: Paramecium primaurelia
Lineage: Eukaryota; Ciliophora; Oligohymenophorea; Peniculida; Parameciidae
Source: the annotation of a GenBank genome assembly